Molecule: messenger RNA, 1143 nt
Organism: Pyricularia pennisetigena
Lineage: Eukaryota; Fungi; Ascomycota; Sordariomycetes; Magnaporthales; Pyriculariaceae
Exons: 1
Coding region: 1-1143 (380 amino acids)
Biological process (GO): carbohydrate metabolic process
Source: RefSeq, a predicted model, not a curated record
AUGAAGUGCUCACUCUUUGGAAAUAUCCUCCUCACGCUGCUAGCAGCAUCAUCCCUAGCGCUACCACUAGACGAUGGUCAGCCAGAAAGCACGACGUCCGCGUCGGAAGAGCUCCUCGCGGUAUCACCGCUACCCAGGCUGGCCAUCUACUUCCAGACGACGCACUCGUCGUCGACAGGGCGGCCAAUCUCCAUGCUGCCGCUCAUCACGGAGAAGGGCAUCGCGCUGACGCACAUCUACGUCUGCACGCUGCACGUCAACUACGAGGGCGAGAUCCACCUCAACGACUUCCCGCCGGGCAACGCGCGCUUCGCGACGCUCUGGCGCGAGGCCGAGGUGCUGCGCAACUCGGGCGUGCGCGUCAUGGCCAUGGUGGGCGGGGCGGCCGAGGGCUCCUUCUCGAACCGCACGCUGGACGCGCCCGACGGCGACGCCAACUUUGAAAAGUACUACGGGCAGCUCCGGGACGUGCUGCGCGACUUCAAGCUGCAGGGGCUGGACAUCGACGUGGAGCAGCCCAUGUCGCUGCGGGGCGCGAUGCGGCUCGUCCGGCGCCUCCGGCAGGACUUUGGGCCCGACUUCACCAUCACGCAGGCGCCGGUGGCGACGGCGCUCGACCGGCGCGGCACGCCCAACCUCUCGGGAUUCUCGUACCGGGACCUGGACGCGGCGGUGGGCGGGAACAUCGAGUUUUACAACGCGCAGUUCUACAACGGCUUCGGCGACAUGUCGACGACGGCGGCGUACGACUCGGUCGUGGCGGCCGGCUGGGAUCCCAAGAGGAUCGUGGCCGGCCAGAUCACGACGCCGGCCAACGGCCAGCAGUUUGUGCCGUUCGACAAGCUCAAGCAGACCAUGCAGGACCUGCGCGCCAAGUACGGCGAGAUCGGCGGCAUCAUGGGCUGGGAGUACUUCAACGGCAAGCCGGGCGGCGAGGCCCAGCCGUGGGAGUGGGCGCAGCAGAUCACCGCCAUUUUGCGACCCGACAUGCCCACCAUGCUGACCGUCAGCCAGGCCGAUGCGGACGCCCUGGAUGAGGCCUGGGCCGUCAGCGUCGCCGCCCAGCCGAGCAUGGAGCUCGUGCCCGCUGGGUUCGACCCCGAGACGCCCGAUGUUGAUUAUCAGGCGUUGGUGAAUGCUUGA